ACAAAGUUGUAACAAUUAGUUUUGCUACUUGUACAGCAACCUCAACAUUUCUAUCAGAAUACAAAUACAGAUACUACGACGACGGCGAUUACUACGACUACUACGAUUACUACUACGACUACUAAUAAUAAUCCCGAGGGGAAAACAUGUAUCAACCUCAUGAGUUUUUCUUGACCCAAAAGAAGAGAGUCCCGGAACAAUUCCACUCCAAUACCUUUAGGAUAUUUAAUGAGAAGUUGCCAGAAAGCCUGGGACGUGAACGAUACAAUCACAGUUAUGUGUUUCGAAGGAACAGCUCAUUACUAGACCAUCAGAGUUCACCGAAUAUACACAACAUACCUCAGCCUUACUAUGCUAAAUGCAUCACAACUAAUGUCAGAACCUUUAAUGAUCCAAUAUAUUACAUGGAAACAGAAAACCAGGGUAAUUGGAGACAAAGUGCACCAGACAGCAAGUUGCAGCACCCUCCACCGUAUAGCAGAGACAGCACCCAGAGAAGUGAUUUCACGUCCUUACCGCAGACACAUAUUCUGAAUACAAGAUAUGGAGCAAACCCAAAUAAAUCUCCUGCUUCAGGAAUUGUUCCAACUGCAAGUCCAAAUGCAACACCAAAGGUUUUACUUGAGAAGAUGUCUUUCAUCCACCAGUAUGAUUCGAGGAAAUGGGAGAAUGAACCAAUUCGAGGAAGGCGUCAUGGAGCCUUUGUGUGGAGAGAGAUAAGGCCAACGAGUGGGCUUAGGCCUCCCAGUGGAGCAGAUGCAUUCCUGAGCACUGAAAGGUCACGUUCACUACCAGCACAGCAGAGAGCAGAGAAAGGAAGUACAGGGGAAGGCAAGAUGACCUCACUUGAGCAUGUCUCACAACAUCCCCCACAGAUGUUGGACUUUGGAACUCACUUAUUGAAAACAGACCUAAAGGAAGCAGCCAAGGCCUAUCCCAAGAUUCCCGCCCAAGAUCAAGCUAAGCUGGGCGCUCCUCAGGCAGCUGGAAUGGACAGUGUUCCAGCUAAAGGGGAGGGCGUCCACGCAGAUCCAAUCCUGACUUCUCUUGAACAGAAAUGCCAGGGCAGGUCCAAUAGUUUGCAUAGCAAUGUUAGCACACCAAAACUACCCUCCUCCACUGCAAUAUGCAGCCCACCAUCUGCUAAUGCACAAGUGGACACACUUGUUCCAACCAUCGACAAUAACUCCAGACACCAGCUGACACCAGUGGGCAGGCAGUUAGAUUGAACACUGAAACCCUUUGGUUUAAUAGCAGCUGGUCUACUUUGAUGUGAUCUAGGAAUUAUAUUCUAUGGGUUUGAGGGCUCUAUCACAUAGAAAAGAAUUUGAUGCAGUGGGAAUUCAUAAACCUAAAAAUAAAAUUUUAAAAAAAAAAUAUAUAUAUAUAUAUGUAUUUUCUUACACUGUAUUUGUUUGUACUUCUGUUACUAUCUCCCUCUGCUUAAUAUGACACUUUUACAUUAAACUGCAUGCCCCUCUUUCUUUUACAUGUUAGUUUGUUGUUGAGAACUUUUAUUUUUUUUUAAAAAGCAGUAAGAUUGGACAAUUUACUGUAUUAAAAAGUUUUGACACCAUGUAGUAAUAGUUUCGUACAGUACAUGGGUAAUAUUGAUUUUGUUGAUUUUCAGCUUGAUGUAUAUUAUGGCCAAUAUGUUGUACAUGUACAGUAUAAUAAAAUAAGUAUUAUCAAACAGUUUUUAAAUCAGUGCAUUAAGUAGCACAAAGUGUUGUUUGUGGAUUUUUACAUCAUAA
This is a messenger RNA of Acipenser ruthenus (sterlet), 1754 nucleotides long. RefSeq lists its product as uncharacterized. Lineage: Eukaryota; Metazoa; Chordata; Actinopteri; Acipenseriformes; Acipenseridae. The coding region runs from base 147 to 1229 and encodes 360 amino acids. The record is from RefSeq and is a predicted model, not a curated record. The transcript has 5 exons.